Magnolia sinica is the source of this 1091-nucleotide messenger RNA. RefSeq lists its product as uncharacterized. The transcript has a single exon. NCBI's taxonomy places the organism in Eukaryota, Viridiplantae, Streptophyta, Magnoliopsida, Magnoliales, Magnoliaceae. The record is from RefSeq and is a predicted model, not a curated record. The coding region runs from base 195 to 731 and encodes 178 amino acids.
ACUACUUUAAAAGAGAAGAAAAGAAAAGAAAAGAAAAGUAUAAUAAUAACAUCAUCUCUAAACCGGAGUUUUAGGUGAGAGAGAAAGGGUGUGGCCAUUCUCUAAAGCUAUCUUUAGCUAUUCUUUUCUUUUUCUCUUUCUCUCUUUCUAUAGAGAGUUAGAGAGAGAGAGAGAGAGAGAGGGAGAGAGAAGCCAUGAAGGACACUAUCAGAUGCUGCAUCUCCUGCAUUCUUCCUUGCGGUGCUCUCGACGUGAUCCGGAUCGUCCACUCAAACGGACGUGUCGAGGAAUUCAGCAAGACGAUCCGAGCAGGCGAGAUCAUGAAGGCGAAUCCAAAGCACGUCCUCCGGAAAUCAACAACGUCCAUUUCAGAAGAUGGGAUCGUUCCAAAGAUUGUAAUAUUGCCUCCCGAUGCCGAACUCCAACGCGGUAAGAUCUAUUUCCUCAUGCCUGUGAUUUCGCAGCCCGAGAAAGUACGUUCAACUCCUUCAACGAAGAAAAAGAAGAAAGAAUCUGAGUACAACAACGUCAACAAUCACCACCACAACAACAACAAGAGCAACAACAACAACGGAAACUCCAUUGCAGUAACGAAUCUCCUUAUAUCCGAUCGGUACUUAUCGGAGAUUCUGUCUGAGAAGAUAUCGACUCAGAGGGACCGGAGACGGGGCCGAGUCGGCGUAUGGCGGCCCCAUUUGGAGAGCAUUGAGGAGAUCUCGACCGAUCAUUAGAACCGUUUAUCUUGACUCUUUUUCUGACCUUUCAUUUUUGGAUGUUUUCCUCUGUGUACAUAUACAUUAAAGAACAUCACUGUUGCUUGUAUUCUGUUUUCUGCUUUCGGAAUUUUGGGUGUAGUCUUGGACGGUCCAGAUCGGAUAUCGGGGAGGGAAUUCGAUGGAAUUCGGCCCUCCGAUGUCCGGAUUCUCAUUGUUUCAGGUCUUGUCUUGGUGAUUUUUAGUUCGAAGCGGAAUUUGGAGGGAUGAUUGUUUUGUAAUUGGGGGAGGAGACUCUUAUAUUAGUGAUGUCAUUUUAGUAAUAAAAUCAAAUGUAAUAAAUGAAAUUACGAUAAUGCCCCUAUUUCCAAUUCAAAA